This is a messenger RNA of Pediculus humanus corporis (human body louse), 441 nucleotides long. RefSeq names its product coenzyme q10 biosynthesis protein, putative. Lineage: Eukaryota; Metazoa; Arthropoda; Insecta; Psocodea; Pediculidae. Gene Ontology annotation, molecular function: 3-demethoxyubiquinol 3-hydroxylase activity. The record is from RefSeq and is a predicted model, not a curated record. Gene Ontology annotation, cellular component: mitochondrial inner membrane; nucleus. Gene Ontology annotation, biological process: regulation of gene expression; ubiquinone biosynthetic process; regulation of reactive oxygen species metabolic process. The transcript is spliced from 3 exons. Bases 1 to 441 code for a protein of 146 amino acids.
AUGGCCGUUCUAGGUAAUUCAAAAUCAGCACCACUUAUUCAACAUAUGUGGGAUCAGGAAAAAGUUCAUAAAGCUACUUUUGAUGAACUUCUUGUAAAGUAUAGAGUUAGACCUACAGCACUUAUGCCGAUUUGGAAUGUUGCCGGAUUCAUGCUUGGAGCAGGAACUGCUUUACUGGGAGAAAAAGCUGCUAUGGCUUGCACUGUUGCCGUUGAAUCUGUCAUUGUUGAGCAUUAUAACGAUCAGUUAAGAAUGUUAAUGACGGAGCCAGAAAAAAAUAAAGAAUUAAUGGAAACAAUUCAGAAAUUUAGAGAUGAAGAACAGGAACAUCAUGACCAUGGUAUGGAUCAAGGAGCAGAGCAAGCACCUUUUUACAAAGUUCUCAGUGAAGUUAUUAAGUUUGGAUGCAAACAAGCAAUAGCUAUGUCGAAGGUAGUUUAA